UGAAACUUAAAGCUGUAUCCAACACCAUAAAAUCAAAAUACAAUUUAUAAAACAUUUGUUAAAAUUAAAUUUCAUAAGCAGAGAAUUAAAUAUUUUUAGCUAAAAUAAGCGUUUUGCUCUAAACACAAACAAUUAUACCUUGUUAGAGAUAUUAAGAAAAACAAAUAAAUAAAUACUGAUUCCAUAGCAUUUGUUGUCUGCAGGUUCUCUCUUUCCCUUAACCUCAAAAGCCAUUUAGACUCUUCUUCUCUCUUUCAGAUCUCUCUUCUUCUUCUGUUUCUUCUGCUCACGUAGAGCACAAACAAGCCAAGAACCAUCUCUGCUCUUUCUUUCACCUUCAGGUAUCUCUCUCAAUUCUUUUGAAUCUCGGAUCUAGAUCUCAACAAUCUCUCAAGAUCCUUCUUGGUUUGUGUUUUUGAUUUUUAUUAGUAUUUUGAUCUGAAACAAUUUUUCUACGAAUUCUUGAUCCUUUUGUGUUAUUCUUAAUCAUCUUGUCACUGUUUUAAUUAAGACUUUUUCUCAUAAUCUUUUUUUGGUUAGAGUUUACUUAUUCUUGAAAAAGAAGAAAAAAAUCUGUCUCCACUAUGAUCUUGACAUCAUUCACUAUAAUGGGAAACAUUACGUAUUAAAAAAAUAUUUAAAAGUAAUUUUUGUCAAGUGGGCUAAUUCCUUACCAUUGUUAUUUUUCUGUCUUAAUUAAUAAAUAAUCAACCUUAAAAUAAUAUAAUAUUCUCUUAUGACCAGAUCUCCAUAAGAAACACGUUACCAUUUGACCACCUCUUCUCUCUUCUCUUAUCUUUUUUUUUAUAUAUUUAUAUAUCAUUUUUUGCCAUCUUCUUCUUCAAUCUCGUAAUUCACUUUUUCUUUGUGGUUUGAUUGAUUCUUUGAAGCAGCAACCAAAGAUGAUGAACAGCUGUGGAAUCCAACAAAACGCUUUUGAAGAGAUGAGGAGAAACGCCGCCGUUUCUGAUCGGAGAGACGCCGUGAUUUGUCCUAAACCUCGUCGUGUUGGUGCUCUUAAUCACCACUCUUCUCGAUCUCUCCGUUGGCAACUCAAUCAUCAGAUGGAAUUAUGUGAAUCGAAUUCAGGAAGUGAGAUUUUGGAUUUCAUCCUCACAAAGGGUGGUGGUGGUGGUGGUGAGCAAGAUCAGACGAGGACGGUGAUGACGCCACCUCUGUUCUUUACAGGGUCACCUCCAAGUAGAGUUUCUAACCCAUUAACAAAAGAUUCGCUUUUUCGAGAAGAGCUUCUCAUGGUGGCUUCUCCGAGUCCAUCGACUCCACGAGCAACCAAACCGCAGCCACCGUCUUCUCCAAGGAACGGUAGUUGUGUUAUGGCGGCGACGAGUUUCGGGAACAAUCCUGUGGUUCGUGUUGUGGGGUUUGAUUGUGACAGACGCAGCAGCAACAGGAGCAUUUCGACUCUUGCAUAAGAGUAGUCCAAUAUGCAUAUAUAUAUAACAGAGAGAGUAUUAAAAGAACAACUAAGAAAGGUUUAGGUAUUGAUUAUGUGGGAGGGUUUUGUUGGUGAAAAUGUGUAAAUAUGUUGAAAAAAAGUGGGGGGAUUUAUAAAUGGGAUUGUUAUAAAUUUAGGGUUUUGGUUUUGGGUGUCCAUUUUCUAAAAUUUUGUAAUUAAAAAGGGGGGAGAGAGAGUGGUUAAUUUGGUAUCUUUAGUGGGAAAUAAGAGCGUAGUGUAAUCUUCCUUAUUGUAACAAAAGGAAAGGCUCGAAAGAGUUUUGAAAUGUAAAGAUAUCAUUUCUCUGCCUUUAUUUUUGUAUAUAUCAUUGCCUCUUUUUGAACAGAUGUAAAUUUCAAAGGAGUUGAUCAGUUUUGGAGUCUUAUUAGUUCUUAUAUCGUGGCUAACAUUAGUGAUGAAUUUUACUGUCACUUUUUGUGUGAUGAUUUGUGUAUAC
This is a messenger RNA of Arabidopsis thaliana (thale cress), 1913 nucleotides long. Its product is annotated as translocase subunit seca. The coding region runs from base 903 to 1433 and encodes 176 amino acids. The record is from RefSeq and is marked reviewed. The transcript has 3 exons. NCBI's taxonomy places the organism in Eukaryota, Viridiplantae, Streptophyta, Magnoliopsida, Brassicales, Brassicaceae.